This is a messenger RNA of Amoebophrya sp. A25, 766 nucleotides long. Lineage: Eukaryota; Dinophyceae; Syndiniales; Amoebophryaceae. The record is from the annotation of a GenBank genome assembly.
CAAGAACCCUAGUCAAGAAUUACCGGCAUCUGCUUGCUGCUCUAAUGCGAACGAAAACGAAUUCUGUUAGAAGAGGUCUGACAAAGAGACACAACGCUGAGACUUACUGCUAACACUGUCGUUUAUCUGCAGCAUUUUUUGCGAGUACAAGAAGAAAAUACAUGAAAUUUGUGCUGUGAAAUAAUUCUGGAUAUUGAAGAGAGUACUCAAGUAUUUGUACUUUGAUUUAGAGCAAAGAUUUGACGUUCCGCACGAUCCAUAGCUUUUCCUCGUUCAUGUAUGAUACAGAUGUAGAAUCUUGGUGGAUGGUUCUUUUGGGUAAUGUGUGUAUAAUGGUAGUGGUCCCAAUCCCAUUCAUAUUCUUCAUGUGCUAUGGCUAUGCUCGCUCUGGCUUAUAUCAGUCAUUCUUUUGAUGACCUCAUCCCAUUUCAUUCAUUGUUAUCAGUCAUUCUUUUGAUGACCUCAUUCCAUUUCUUUUGUGAUACAUCGUUCAUCAUAGUGUCGUCCAAUAGUACUAUGAUGUGGUAUGACAGACUCAACACGAAGCGAGGCGACCGUGUUCUUGAGAACUACAUUACGACGGACGGAACUUUUGCAGCAAGAUGAUGUGAACAGAGGAUGGAUGUUCGGAAUUGAGAAGGUGAGAGGGAAAUCCAGAUGCUUCUGUAAGAAUCGUUGCGCUAUCUUUAUCUCCCCAUUUUUUGAAACAGUGAGGAGCGGCUCCAGACUACAAAAAAAAGAGGAGCGGGAGCCCCGUGAAUUCUGA